Messenger RNA from Branchiostoma belcheri (Belcher's lancelet), 10815 nucleotides. RefSeq names its product protocadherin Fat 4-like. Gene Ontology annotation, molecular function: cadherin binding; calcium ion binding. The record is from RefSeq and is a predicted model, not a curated record. Gene Ontology annotation, cellular component: plasma membrane; catenin complex. The coding region runs from base 32 to 10606 and encodes 3524 amino acids. Gene Ontology annotation, biological process: homophilic cell-cell adhesion. The transcript has 31 exons. NCBI's taxonomy places the organism in Eukaryota, Metazoa, Chordata, Leptocardii, Amphioxiformes, Branchiostomatidae.
GUCCACGGCGGUGGAUUACGACACCGACGCCAUGGAGACGGCCGGUUUCCGGUACGUUCUGCACGUCAGCGUCACGGACCAGGCCACCGACGCCGCGGACAGGCUCACCAGCACUGCGACAGUCGUCGUGGCGGUGACGUCAACAAACGACAACGCGCCGACGUUCACAAGUUUUACGUCCUCAGUGGCGGUUGACGAAGACGCGCCCGUCGGCACCACGAUCCUGUCCGAGCUGAGCGCGACAGACGGAGACAAGGGCGCUGACGGGGCCGUCAGCUUCUCCAUCAUAGCUGCUACAGACGACGGAAGCGACAUUUUCCACGUCGACUCUUCGACCGGCGCCGUUUCCAUCAUGGGCAGCCUGGACUACGAGACGGUCUCCAGCUACGAACUGACGUUAAAGGCAGAAGACGGCGGCGACCCCAGUCAGUCCGCCACCUCCACGCUCACCGUCAAUGUCACCGACGUUAACGACAACCCGCCGGCGUUCACCCGGACUCUCUACACGGCCGCCGUGCAGGAAGGCGCCGCCGCGGGGACCAGUGUCGUCACGCUGGCGGUGUCAGACGCAGACUCGAGUAGCGCCGUCUCUUACGAGUUCGUCUCCGGGAACGACGCCGACAAGUUCCAGUUUGGCACGACUAACGCCAACGAUGUGGAACUCAAGAAUGUCAUAGAUCUGGACUCUGCCACUCCAGACGAGGGGGAGUACACUCUGGUUGUCAGGAUAACGGACGGAGGGACUCCGGUCCUCAGCAGCACCACCACAGUCUACGUCACCGUCACACCGACCAAUCAGCACGACCCUACCUUCACCGGUUCGGGUACAACUGCUGUUUCGAUUGAUGAAGAUGCCCUAAUUAGAACGACCGUUGCCACGGUGACGGCGACAGACGACGACUUCGGCACACAAGGAGAAAUCAGUUACUCCAUUAUCGACGUCAGUCCUACGUCACUCUCUAGCCACUUCCAUGUCGACUCCGCCAGCGGGGAGGUCCUGAUGACGUCACAGGUGGACUAUGACACCAUGGGUGUCACCAAGACGGCGACGCUAACAGUCCAGGCAGCAGACGGCGGCUCAGGCUCGGACCAGAGGAGCGCCAACACUACCGUGGAGGUCACCGUGAACGACGUGAACGACAACCGGCCUGUCUGCACCCCGAGUCUCUAUAGCGGCACACUGGCCGAGGACGCUGCGGACGGGACCGUGGUUGCGUCUUUAAACUGCUCGGAUGUGGACACGUCGACCACGUUGUCUUACAGCAUUACAGCGGGGAAUUCCGGACCGUCGUUCGAAGUCAGCUCAUCGGGAGUAGUUACCCUCGCCACAGGACACACAGCAGACUAUGAGUCCGCCACGACCUCCUACAGUCUAGUCGUGCAAGUCAGUGACGGCGUCCAUUCCGUCGAAGCCGCGGUGGCCGUCGACGUUCAGCCGGUCAACGAGCAUGAGCCGGCGUUCCCGGAGACCUCGUACAGCGUCGGUGUGGCGGAGAACGCCACUGCCGGGACAGCUGUCCUGCAGGUGGUGGCUACAGACCCAGACAACGGGACGGACGGUGUGCUAACCUACGCCAUCGCGUCGGGGAACGCUGACGGAAAGUUUGCUGUAGACGCAUCGACAGGAGAGAUUCAGGUCGCCGCCAUCUUGGACAGGGAGACGACUGCGUCAUACACCCUGGUCCUUACCGCACAAGAUGGCGGCGAGUCACCCAGACCCAGAACUGGCACCACGACCGUAACGGUGACCGUGACUGAUGUCAACGACCACAAACCGGUAUGCUCGUCGUCAUUCUACGCGGCGUCCAUAUCUGAAGGCACGGCGGCGGGUUCCACGGUAGUGACGGUGACGUGCACUGAUGAUGACGUUGGCGACAACGCAGCUGUUGCCUACGCCAUCACAUCCGGGAACUCGAAUGACAGCUUCGCUGUGAACCCUACGUCAGGUGACGUAACGGUGAAGAACAGUUUAGAUUUAGAAGAUGUUCGCGCCUUUACGUUGAUCGUAGAAGCUUCGGAUUCAGGGUCACAGGGUCAACUCACCGGAACGGCGACAGUUUGCGUCACGCUGACGAACGUGAACGAGUUCGCUCCGAACUUUACCGAAUCGUCCUACUCGUUUACCGUGAGUGAAAACGUCACAGUAGGAACCUCUGUCGGACAAGUGUCGGCGACUGACGGGGAUGUGAAUGAAGAAGAUGAUGUUAUGUUCUCCAUCGUGUCCGGAAACGACGAUGCCGUCUUUGGGAUCGAUUCCUUCACCGGCGUCAUUUCUACAGCAACCGCGUUAGACCGAGAGACCACAGGUUCAUACAUUAUUGAAGUACAGGCAAGAGAUGGCGGAGACUCUUUGGGAACCUAUCGAACGUCCACCACCACUGUUGACAUUACAGUAGAUGAUGUCAACGACAACACUCCUACGUUUGACCCCGCCGCAGUGUACACCACUGUUCCCGAGUCCACAGCGCCCGGCACGCCAAUAGCCCAACUGAACUGCUCCGACUCUGAUGCGGGAAUGAAUCAAGAACUGACAUACACCAUAUCCACCGGAAAUGACGCCGGCCUGUUCAACGUGUCGUCCGACGGUGUGGUCUCCAUUGCAGACGUUUUAGACUACGAGACGUCCACGGCUCACGUCCUGACGGUGGUAGCGACUGACGGCGGGACGUCGCCACAGCUGAGCGGCACGGCGACGGUGUACGUCCAGGUGACGCCAGUGAACGAACACGACCCAGUCUUCGACCCUACAUCACCGACAAACGUAUCUGUCGAUGAAGACUCUGCUGUUGGUACAACAAUCGCCAUCGUGUCAGCAACAGACGAGGACGUCAGUGCCGACGGUGAACUGACGUACAAACUCAUUGACACGAAUCCGGUCAGCAUUGCCGGGCAUUUCGGCAUUGACUCUAGCAGUGGUGUCAUCCAGAUGGCCUCACCCAUAGACUACGACACUAUGGGGUCCGACAAGGUGGUAACCCUGACAGUGCAGGCGGCAGACGCAGCCUCAGGUGCCGACCAGCGUAGCGCCAACACCACGGUGGACGUCACCGUCAACGACGUGAACGACAACACGCCAACAUGUGUGGAGAGACUGGUCAGUGUGGCCAUGGACGAGAACGCCGCUAGCGGGACAGUGGUUGCCUCCCUGAACUGUAGUGACGUGGACACGUCAGCGGCACUGUCCUAUAACGUCACUUCCGGAGACUCGGGCUCAUUUAACGUCAGCUCAUCGGGGGAAGUGUUCCUGACUUCCGGCAACACAGUAGAUUACGAGGGGAGUACCACCACGUACAUCCUGACCGUUGCCGUCAGUGACGGCGAGCAUUCUAUUGACGUCACCGUCACCAUCGACGUGCAGCCCGUCAACGAACACAACCCCGUGUUUACGUCAGAGUCGUACAACGUCAGCGCACAGGAGAACGUCACGGCGGGGACGGUUCUGCUGCAGGUGGCGGCCAGCGAUGCCGAUAGCGGGACGGACGGGGAGGUCACGUUUUCCAUCGUGGCAGGAAAAGGGGACGAAAAAUUUGCUGUAGACGCAGAGACCGGCGCCUUACAGACCGUCGCACCGCUGGAUAGAGAAAUGACGUCCUCCUACACACUCACCAUUGUCGCACAAGAUGGCGGCGUCUCUCCGACAAGGAGUGCCUCUACCACAGUCUUUGUGACGGUUUCGGACGUGAAUGACGUCACACCUGUCUGCUCCCCGUCGUUCUAUGUUGUCUCCGUAUCAGAGGGCGCUGACGUCAACUCCUCCGUUGCCAUGGUAACGUGUUCUGACGAUGACGUCGGCGAAAACGCGGAGUUGGCAUUCAGCAUAACAGCCGGCAACAGCAACGAGACGUUUGCAGUCAAUGAAACCUCUGGAAGGAUAACAAUUGCCAGAAAUCUUGACCUUGAGGUUACAAGCUUCUACGCUUUGGAAGUCCAAGUCAGCGACUCUGGUGCGCUACGCCUCAUGGGAACGGCGACCGUUUACGUCACCGUCACCAACGUCAACGACUUUGACCCGGCGUUCGGCGCAAGUUCUUACUCCUUCAACGUCAGCGAAGGUGAGCCAAUCGGGACGGAAGUGGGCCAAGUCGUGGCUAGUGACGAGGACAUGGACGAAGAGGGAGCUGUGACGUACUCGCUUCUAUCUGGCAAUGAUGGGACAGCGUUUGGUAUAGACCCGGUGUCUGGGGUCAUCUCCAUCGCAAAACACUUAGACAGAGAAGCUGUCACUUCGUGCAGGCUCGAAGUGUUAGCCACCGACGGCGGAGACUCUUUUGGGACGUGCCGAAAUGCAACUGUAUGGGUCAACAUCACGGUCGUCGACGAGAACGACAACCCACCGACCUUCGACACAGCCGCAACGUUCAUUUCCGUCCUCGAGUCUACACCGGUCGGAACGUCACUUCUGCAGCUCAACUGUACUGAUGCGGAUGUGGACGCCAACGGGGAGCUCUCAUACCUCAUAUCCGCCGGAAAUGACGAAGGUAUCUUUAACAUAUCGUCAGACGGAACAAUCUCCCUCGACAAGGAGGCCGACUUUGAGACGACGACGUCAUACAGCCUAGCAGUGGUUGCGACGGACGGCGGGACGCCAGGACUAAGCAGCACGGCGACUGUACAUGUACAGGUGACAGCAGUGAACGAACAUGACCCAGAGUUCACCCCUUCUACUCCAUCCAACGUUUCGAUUGACGAAGACGCCACAGUUGGGACAACAGUCGUGGUCGUGACAGCAACGGACGAUGACAAAGAGUUACAUGGGGACGUAUCCUACACUAUUACAGGUACGGAUCCUGGUCUUCUGACGGGGCAUUUCAGCAUCGACCCGCAGGACGGAGUGAUUCAGCUGGUUUCACAAUUAGACUACGACACUAUGGGCGAGUCUAAGGUGGUGAGGUUGACAGUUCAGGCCGUAGACGGAGGAUUCGGAGUUGACCAGAGAAGUACGUCUGUCACAGUCAAUGUUACAGUCAACAACGUCAACGACAACAUUCCCCAGUGUGAAGAUAACCUUCUAGUCGUGUGGAUUGACGAAGACGUGGAAAACGGAACGACGGUGGCGGCUCUGAAUUGCUCUGACGUCGAUUCGGGAACAAACCUGUCGUACAGUAUCGUCUCCGGAAACUUCGGACCGUCAUUCGAAAUAACCAAGGGUGGUACCAUAGUUGUUUUAGCAGGACACACCUUGGACUACGAGUCCAUCAACAAGACGUACUACCUGACGGUGGAAGUCAGCGAUGGCGACCACACAGUUGACGUCAACGUCGACGUUGCCAUACAGCCCGUGAACGAGAACACACCCUCCUUCCCAGCUGACUCCUACAACGUCAGCGUGGCCGAGAACGCUACCCUGGGGUACACCCUGCUGCAGGAGACUGCGACAGACACGGACGACGGAGCCGAUGGAGCGAUAUCUUACUCAAUCGCAUCCGGUAACGACGCAGGCAAAUUCGCCGUAGACGGAACAACAGGUACCUUGCGGACCGUUGGAGACCUUGACAGAGAGGAUACUCCCGAAUACGUGCUGGUUCUCCUGGCAGCAGACGAGGGACAAAACCCAGGUCCUCUGACCGGGUCGACGACGGUCUACGUCACCGUGACUGACGUUAACGACAACAACCCCGUGUGUUCGCCGGCCCUGUUGGCCCUGUCGGUCUCCGAGUGGGCGGCGGUAGGUUCUGCGGUGGGAAGCGUGAACUGCACUGACCAGGACGAGGGGGUCAACGCGGCGCUGUCACACACAAUCGUUUCAGGAAACACGAAUAACUCUUUUGCCGUGAACAGCACAACGGGAGGCAUAACAGUGGCAUUGGCACUAGAUCUAGAAGCGACGCCCACUUAUGUAUUGGAGCUCAUAGUCACAGACGGAGGAGACCCGAUGCUGACUGGCAGUGUGACAGUCCAUGUCAAGCUCACGGAUGACAACGACUUUGCACCCACCUUCACAGACGCGUCCUUCUCCUUCAACGUCUCCGAGGAUGCUGCCAUCGGUACAACACUGGGCAAAGUAUCGGCCACAGACGACGAUCUCUACGAGCGAAACAUCAUGUAUGCUGUCGUCAGCGGAGAUGACAGUAACGUCUUCCGCCUGGACCCAAACACAGGAACUCUGAGUCUCAAGGAAAACGUCGACCGAGAAACCACUGAGGUCUUUUCCUUGGUUGUCAUGGCAACAGACAGCGAGGACAGCUCUGGCGUCCAAUACAACGUUACGACCUUGGUGAACAUCACCGUGUUAGACGUGAACGACAACCCACCAGUGUUCGACCCUCAUGUCUACUACAUGUCCCUGCUGGAGUCCACCUUGGUUGGAGCUGCAGUCACACAGCUCACGUGUAUCGACAACGACGACGGGACCAACGCGGAAAUGACGUACCUCAUUUCCGCCGGAAAUGACGCAUCGAAAUUCAACGUGACGUACGACGGUGGAGAGAUUAUUCUACAGGACUCGUUGGACUACGAGACCAGCACAGAGUAUGUCCUGACGGCUACGGCAUCAGACGGCGGGACUCCGCCUCUGACGGGCACCGCCACGCUGUACGUGCAGGUCCUUGCAGUAAACGAACAUACACCAGAAAUCAUCACUCCUUCGGGAGGGUACGAUGUCGUCAUUUCCGAAGACGUCUCGAUAGGCACGUCGGUAAUCUCCGUGUCUGCCGUUGAUUCAGACUCGGGUCCCGACGGUACAGUCGUAUAUAGCAUCGAGGACGGAAACGCCGAGCAGAAAUUUGUCAUCGAUGAAGUUUCAGGAGAGAUAGCAGUCGCUUUGCCACUCGAUAGAGAAUCCACAGACUCCUACUUGCUUACCAUCAAAGCUAUGGACAGUCCGGCGAACUCGUCACAGGCGCUGAGCAAUUUUACAACAGUGAACAUCACCUUGAAAGACGUGAACGACAACAACCCGGUCUUAACGCCUUCUGUGUACACCACCUCCGUGUUGGAAGGUGCAGCGGUGGGUUCACAGCUAUUGCAGCUGACGGCAACCGACGCCGAUCUGGGAAACAGCAGCGUGUUGGAGUAUGCCAUCACCGCUGGCGACACAAACGGCACGUUCAACCUCAGCGGAAAUAUUCUGGUUCUCGCGUCUGGGUUGGACCAUUCUGUGCGAAGCUACUUCUCUCUGACCGUGACUGCGACCGACCUCGGCGUCCCUCCGCUGUCAUCUACAGCCAACGUCGUGGUGAACGUUCUGGCAGAGAACAACUACUCUCCGGUCUUCGAUAACGGUACGAACACCGUGUGGGUCUCCGAGGACGCCGCCGUGGGGACGCGGAUAUACAACGCCAGUGCCACCGACGCAGACGUCGGGGACGGUGGCGAACUGACGUACGUCGUGACAUCUGACGAAGACGAAUACGGAAUAACGUUUGUCAUAGACUCCGCAACCGGCGUUGUGACGCUAGGGUCUUAUCUCGACCGGGAAACACUUGAUGAGUACGUCCUUAACAUCACUGUGUACGACGGCGAAGUGAGCGACAGUGGCACCUUGACGGACGUCAUUAUCAUAACCGCCAUUGUCACAGACGUGAACGACAACAAACCAACGUUUACACAAGCAGUAUACACUGUCAACAUCGACGAAAACAUACCGGUUGGCUCAAACAUUACGACCGUUGUUGCAACUGACCCCGACUUGAACGGAAACGGAGAAGUGACGUAUUCAAUUGUUUCCGGUGACGGCAUGGCGUACUUUGACAUAAACUCUACCACGGGGCUGAUCUCCACCAGCGCAGACGUGGAUAGAGAGACUCUAGCACUCAACAACCUCGUCAUACAAGCGAUGGACGGCGGAAGUCCUGCCAAAUCAUCCCUCUGCAGAGUAAAGAUUUACCUCGACGAUUUGAACGACAACACCCCGACAUUCGUUCCUUUAGAAUACGCGUUGAGCGUGUUGGAAAACGUGGCGGUGGGAACCCUGGUGACCCCCGUACAAGCCUUGGACCCGGACGAGUCGACGAAUGCGCUGCUAACUUUCGCCAUCUUGGAAGGCGAUGACAACAACCAGUUCACCAUAGACUCUUCGACGGGAACAAUCCGAACUGCGGGCACCUUAGACAGAGAGGCAAUUGAGAGCUACACGCUGACCAUCACAGCAACCGACAGCGGCACCCCUACAAACCUGACCGGCAGCGGCACCGUCCUGGUCACCGUUCUGGACGUGAACGACAACCCGCCUGUCCUCACGCAGGCCAGCUACACCGCGUCCGUCAGCGAGGGCGUCUCCGCGGACACGUCGGUGGUCCAGGUCAUCGCUUCGGACGAGGAUGUCGACGAAAAUGCGGAGAUCACGUACAGCAUUACAUCCGCAAGCCAGGCCGGACAUUUUGAGAUCGACGCCGCCACGGGAGUUGUCCGGACUGUGCAAACCCUAGAUCGGGAGGCUAUAGACUCGUACACCCUCACUGUUCAAGCCGCAGACAACGGCGAUCCGUCUUUCACCAAUGACACUACAGUUACCAUUACUGUUGAAGACGAAAACGACAACACUCCGGUAUUCGACUCGAAUCUUUAUUCUUUUACACUGGACGAAAAUGUUGCCGGAGGUACGUCUGUCGGUGACGUCAGUGCAAGUGAUGACGACAUCAAUUCAAAUGCUGCAUUAACGUUCUCAAUCAUCACAGACGAUUCACAACACUUUGUGAUAAAUUCAAACACAGGGAGGAUAUCAACCGCCUCUAAGGCCAACAUCGACCGGGAGACCAUCGCAGACUACAGCAUCACUUGUAGAGUAGAGGACUCCGGGACGCCAUCUUUGUUCAGUGACGUCACAGUACAAAUCACCGUCUCUGACGUCAACGACAAUGCACCAAUCUUUAACAACAACGACACUUUGACGGCUGCUUUGGCAGAAAACGCUGAGCCAGGAAACACUGUUAUAAAGGUCUCUGCAACAGACCGCGAUGUAGGCACCAAUUCUGACAUAGUCUACACCAUAUCGUCUGAUCCAGCAAAGAACGGAGUAAAGGCCACGCGGUACUUCCGAAUCAGCGAAACCACCGGAGUGGUCACUUUCAGAGAGUCUGUCGACAGGGAGACCGAGCCGUUCAUCGACUUCGUCGUCAUAGCGACGGAUGCUGGGUCGCCAAGUCUGUCGUCUGAAACUGACGUCAACAUCACUAUUGCUGACGUCAACGACAACAAACCGGUGUUCACGCAGACGUUCUACAGUAUCGAACUCUCAACAGAUUACGACUCGUCCAAAGCAAUAGUGACUCUUACGGCGACUGACGAAGACGAAGGGACGAACGCGGAAAUAACGUUCAGCCUGACUGAAUCGUCAACGAACUUCAGAGUCGAUCCCACGUCAGGUGUCAUCACAAGACUAACGCUGUCGGCCGACACCAGAUACGUCAUUUACGUCAGCGCAAGUGAUGCUGGGAUACCUCCCUUGACGUCCUCCCCGGUCGCCACCGUUCGGAUCGACACCUUUGACCCCGUCACAACUCUCGUCAGCAUGGAGCUGACCAUGACCGUGGACGAGUUUCUCGCGAGACAAGGCGAGUUUUUGCGGGCCCUGCAGACGGCGAUCCAAUCGAACUGCGCGUCCUGCACAGUCGGAAUGUCCCACUAUGUUGAGAGGGAGGUGACGACGUCGGCACGAAGACGCAGAGAGUUGCUCCAGACGACAGCUUCGAACAUACCGAGUAACCACGUGACGGUGUACGUGUACGUAGAGACGUCCAACGCCACGACAGACUUCAUCACCGGCCUGGAUGAGGACAAGGCGUUCCUGCCGGCCUCCAGGGUGCUGGAGAUGCUCCGGGCUGACGACAGCGCGAUGCUGUCAGACUCCAGUCUGGCUGAUUUUGGCAUCACCUCCGUGGCGGAGUACCCCCAGGAGGAGACCACAGUGCUGUGGAUACAGACGGUGACGGGGAUCGUGGUGGUGUCCGUGGGGGCGGGGCUACUGGUCGUGCUGUUCGCUGUCAUAGCCUGCUGCUGUACGUUCAGAGGCAGGAAAAAGAGGAAACAUCCAAUCAAUAAGAAGUCUAAGUCUGGAGUGAGAGAAGGGUGGGAGAGAGACAGACCGACCAGCUCGAAGAAAAAAGGAGGACAUUCACAGGUUCUUCCUAUCCAUACGGGCAUAUCAAGAACCCCUCGGCGGCCAGCUGAUAUAGGACCGACUAGACCAGCAUAUGGAGAGAACCCCAGAAGACACGUCCCGCCAGAGACAACGUACGGGAGAAAUGUACAACAACAAGAAGAGGAUCGUGAUUGGGGUGAGCAGCCGGGCGGGCCCAAACCGUACACCGCACCACGCCACGAGACGGACCGGCGGGACCUGGCGCACCCUCCCCCGUACGGCGCGGUGGCCCAGCCCGCCAUGUCACAACACAGCACGGGAGAACCGCGGGAACCACGACUCGUGGCGCCUCUCAUCCCGAAUAAGCAGCAAGAACCCCAAUACGAGACCAAAAACCAGCCGUUACCUGUCCGCAGUUCUUUGAUGAGAGUCACGCCCAACCGACACUUCGACGGCAGGACCGUCGAUCCGAAAACAGGUAGAAUGUAUGAGUACAACACGACAACAGGCGAGAGAAGAUGGUUGUCCAAAGGAGAACAGAAGGAGAUCGAAAAACGUGCCCUCCACCCGCCUGGAUAUGUACCAUGACGUGAUCACCAUGUGUCAAACAACAUGAGAUUUAAGAAAAUCUAAUAUAUAUAUACAUGUAUAUAUGGACAAAUGAACAAAUUAGAUUGAAAAUAGAAAGGCACCGUGUUCAGAGAUCACACUGUCCUUUCAAGAAAAUGUUAUCAUAGCUGUCCACCCAAUGUUGUAGGAGAGCCUCCAUCAUUAAAACAAACACUUGUCAAUACAGG